GGUUAUUAUGAGAUUUUUGAACUACACGGAGAGGCGGGAAGUGAGUUAUUGAACCGGACCGUUAUUACAUCCCGGGGAACGUUUAACAGGUUAGUUAUCUCACAAUGACAAAGCGGGAAGCAUUUUUGCAGUCCAUUGCAAAGGAUUCAGUGGAGGACUUUUUAAAUUUUAUCCAACUUCAUAAAGACACAUUUGAUCCAUUUGAUUUGGAAGAAUUACUGCAAGAGUUGCCAAGAAAACACAAAGAGGAGCUGUGGGAGAAGCUGAAUACAUUGCUGAAGGAAUCUUUAGUAGCAAAUCCAGUGGAAGGAUGGCAGAGACUAGAAGAUGACAGUGACGAUGACAUGGAAAUAGAGACACCUUGUGAUAUAAAGAAUACAAUGGCUGUUCUCCAUGCAGUGACGGUUGUUACAACAAUUUCUGUGUCUGUAAUAGAGGAAGACGUAUCUUAUGGAGCACUUCUUGAAUGUGCAGCUAUUUUAAAUGGUAUUUUGCAUGCUUUACCAAAACACGAAUCCGAUGUUCGUCUUGCCAUUCGACAACUUUGUGAAGUGUGGUGGGAGAAGGGUUUAGAAGGAAAGGAGGAUUUUGGGAAAACUGCUUUUCUUUUGAUGUUGACGAAGUCUCUUGAAGCAAAGUGCGUGGUUGCGGAUAUUGCCCGCCUGUGGCGCCUCCAUCCAUGUCUCCUGAGUUUUGAUUACAAUUCUACAGAAAGUAAUGAAGUCAAGGAUUUAUUGCUUCAGUGUUUCUUGAGUGUUAACCACAUUAAAAGAGAAGAGGGUAGGCGGUUUCUUAGCUUUCUAUUCAGCUGGAAUGCCAACUUCAUUAAAAUGAUUCAUGGAACCAUUAAAAAUCAACUACAGUGUUUACCAAAGUCCUUGAUGGUCCACAUUGCAGAUAUAUAUUUUAGGGCAUGGAAGAAAGCUUCAGGUGACAUUUCGGAGACAAUUGAGAAUUGCUGUAUUCAGGACUUAAUGCAUCAUGGUGUUCAUCUUCCAAGAAAUUCACCAGUGAAUCCCAAAGUGCGAGAGGUGCUAAGCUAUUUUCACCAACAAAAGCUGAGGCAAGGAGUAGAAGAAAUGCUGAGCAGACUAUACCAACCUAUAAUUUGGAGAGGUUUAAAGGCAAGAAACUCUGAGGUUCGUUCAAAUGCUGCAUUAUUAUUUAUUGAAGCUUUUCCUAUUCGAGAUCCUCACCUUUAUCACGAAGAUAUGGACAAUGAGAUCCAAAAGCAGUUUGAAGAUCUUUUUUGCCUCUUGGAAGACCCUCACCCUCUUGUGCGUUCCACUGGAGUGCUUGGCGUUUGCAAAAUAACGGCUAAGUAUUGGGAGAUGAUUCCACCAUCAAUUUUGACAGAUCUUUUGAAAAAGGCACUUUGCGAUCUAGCUUCGGAUGUAAGCUCGGCGGAUGUACGUUGCGCUGUCUUUAAGUGUUUGCCAAUACUCUUAGACAACAAGCUGAGCCACCCAUUGCUAGAGCAGAUGAUGCCAACAUUAAAAUGCUGUCUGCAUGAUAACUCUGAGAAAGUUCGAGUGGCUUUUGUCGAUAUGCUGCUGAAGAUAAAGGCUGUCAGAGCUGCUAAGUUUUGGAAGAUCUGUCCUAUGGAACAUCUUUUGGCUCGUCUUGAAGUAGAUUCACGCCCAGUUUCACGUCGUAUUGUAAAUCUCAUGUUUAAUUCCUUCUUCCCUGUUAAUCAGCAAGAGGAGGUUUGGUGUGAGCGAUGUGUCACAUUAAUACAAAUGAAUCCUGCAGCAGCACGAAAGUUUUACCAGUAUGCCCAUGAACACACUGCCCCUACUAACAUUGCAAAAUUGAUGCUUGCUAUUCGAAGAUGUUUAAAUGCUUGUAUUCAACGGACUGUUCGAGAAGAUGAUGAUGAGGAAGAGGAAAAUGAAAAGGAGAAUACAAGUGUACUGGUCAAUGUGUUAUCAACUGCAGACACUGCUUCAAUGGCAAGUUUACUGGAAAUAGUUGUGGUCCUGUGGAGAAGCAUUCGAAAAGCUCUUGACCAGAAUGAUGAAGCCAAAAACUACACAAUAAGCAAAUUUGCCUCUGUUCUUCCAGAAUAUUUUAAGAUUUUUAAGGAUGAUCGCUGUGUUGUUCCUUUAAUAAUAUUGGCUUCUUUUAUGCCUGCCUCUGCUGUUCCAACAUUCAGCUGUUCUGUACUGUCAAAGCUGAGGAACUUUGAUAAAGAUGUAGAUGAAAAUAAAUAUUCUACUCUUAUCGAUUGUCUUUGUCGCUGGGGUCAAGUUGGGCACAUAUUGGAGCUGAUAACAGACUGGCUUUCUGACAGUUUACCAGAGAAGAAGAGAAAGGAUUCAAAAGUGCGUAUCCAGGAUACAAUGGAGACUAAGCCAGAACUGGCCCUCGAUUAUAUUGAGUACAUUAUGACUAAUACUAUGAAUCGAGAUUGUCUUCUGUCUCUUCCAUCAAAGAAACUGAACCAGCUUUUAAAAGUUCUUGGCAUUGUGAAGGAUGUUCUGGUCUCCUUUAUGAAGCCAUCAACUGUAGUGAUUCACAAACUCGACCAAGCAACAGCAUUAAGAGCGUUUAGCCUUUAUUGCAGGAUCAGUAUUCAUCUUCAACAUAAGUUCAGUAGUGAAGGGAGAACGUAUUUGUCUGUACUUGAAGAAAUUGGUGUAUGGAUCGAAAGUAAAGUUCUUGCCAAUCUAGAGAGCACAUCAGAAGAUCUGAAGGACCAAAAAAUGUCUCAACAAAUACUUAAGGCCUAUUUGGCAGUCUGUAAAGAUGUUUUAAUGGUUGGUCUGGGUGAUUCAGAGUUCCAAGCUCAAAUUCUACAAAUUAUUCUUUCAGUAAUAGAAACAGAUAUGUGCACUGAUUGCAUGCCAUUGCUUCUCUCUGUAUUAAAAGAAAUAGCAGAAGUUUGUUUGGCUCACAAAGUGAAUAACGCCAGUGUGGAUUGUGAUGAACUGAUUGAUGCUAUCCAGACGGUGUUCCAUAAAAUUUUAGAGACAUUAGCACGAAAACUUCGAAAGCAGCAUGAACAAGCAAUUCAGUUACUGCAGUCCGUCCAUGUUCCUCUUGGUGAGUUUGUACAAACUGUCCAGUGUUGGCAUAGUGCGUGCCCAGAGAUUCAGCGUGGAAUGCUGUCAACACUUCUUGCUGCUGUUGUUGUCGAAAUAGGCCAUUGGCUAGGCAAGAUUUCUGAUUUAAGCAAGCUCGUGCCACCCUCAUCAGUUUCAGAUCUGCCUCCACUUUCAAGAUGUUUAAUGUCCGUAAUUAUUAAAUCUCCCAGUGUUUUAAGCUCAUUUUUAGGUGAAUUGACAGAGUGUAUCACAUCAGGAGAAGUUGAUGGCAUUAUGAGCUUGACUGCAUCUUUACAUGUGGCUUUUGCUUGCAGCAAGGGUAAACGCAUGACUGCCUAUGUCAAGGAAUUUGUUUCAACAAUUUAUAGAAAAUUAAAAAAUUAUAGAGAAGUUACAAUGGAAGAUGCAGAAAGCAGAGAAAGAAUCAUAUAUGAAUCCUCCAUGAAGAUUUUAGAUGAACUUCUGCAGCCGUGAAUUCUGUUAAUUGACAAAAAGAAAUUAAAUUAUGUUUUUUAUAAUGCUGAAAAUAUGUACAUAUUUAAAAUUGUAAAAUGGAAAACAAAUUGUUGUUUUUUAAUACUAAGCAAGCUUUUUUAUAUUUGCUGGAAAAAAUGUUGAGAAAUGAUCUAGUAGAAAUGGUAUCAUGUUUCUAUAUAUAUUUAAUCAAAGUAUCCUUAUUAAUAUAAAUAUGCAAUACUGAAAACUUGUUUUAUUUUUAAAUUUGCAUUACACUAUGAACAUUUUCAUUCAUUCGUUUUUUUAUAUAUGUGUAGCUUGUAAACAAGUAUAAAUAAUUUUACUUUCUCUAGGUAAUGUUUUGCUAGCAGUAUCUAAAGAAUUGUUAAAUAUUAAGUUGCUAUUUAUUUAUAUUUUUUCAUGUUGUGGAUCAAGAAAACCUGGCUUCAGUAAAUUACCUAAAUUAAAAAAAUAUAUAUAUUUUUUAUGAUACAUGUUAUAAAUUGUAUUACUCUACACCCGAAUUGGCAUUACACCCUAUGUUUUUACAGCGAUUUAAACAAUCUGUUCUCCCAUAAAAUGUAUUUUAAUUGUAGUGAUUUAAACAAAAUAAAUGGCCAGAGCUUUGAAUGAUGUACAUUAUUUUUAAAUGUUAGCAUAAACUAUACCUAAAAGGGCA
Molecule: messenger RNA, 4182 nt
Organism: Bombina bombina (fire-bellied toad)
Lineage: Eukaryota; Metazoa; Chordata; Amphibia; Anura; Bombinatoridae
Gene: NCAPG2
Product: non-SMC condensin II complex subunit G2
Exons: 28
Coding region: 105-3521 (1138 amino acids)
Biological process (GO): mitotic sister chromatid segregation
Cellular component (GO): nucleus; condensin complex
Source: RefSeq, a predicted model, not a curated record